This is a messenger RNA of Naegleria lovaniensis, 1122 nucleotides long. RefSeq lists its product as uncharacterized. The transcript has a single exon. The coding region runs from base 1 to 1122 and encodes 373 amino acids. The record is from RefSeq and is a predicted model, not a curated record. NCBI's taxonomy places the organism in Eukaryota, Heterolobosea, Eutetramitea, Acrasida, Naegleriidae.
AUGUUUUCUCGGAAUGUCAUAGGAAGAGAAGAGGAUAAUUCUCACUUGAAAAAACCAAAGAUUACCAAUCAGAUGAUCAUUGAAAAACUCAAUACUUUAAUGUCUCCAGAGAAGAGAAGCAAAGCCGUUCGGAAGAUACGUUCUGAUAGAGAGAACAAGGAAUUAAUUACUGAAUUGGAUAACCUUGUGUUGCAAGAUGACAAACCUAUAUUGGCUCAAGUAGAUAUUCUGAAAAAGGAACUCGUAGAAUUUGUUUCGGAAAGCGUAAAACAAAAUUCGUCAGAAAUUAUUGAACAUUCUGCACAACCUCAAUCCUAUUUCUCACAACAAGAAAUUACCAAAAUUCGUUCCAUCUAUAAGAACAGUGUUUUCUUUAAGAACAGCAACGUAAAGCCAGAAAGCUACUUUUUAAACUACAAUGUUCUAGUGUAUAAGUCAAAGGAUCAAAGCGAUUUAUAUUAUAUUGGUCAUCAGCUUUUGAAAUAUGUGUUGACAAAAUAUUUCAAUCAACAUUUAAACCUAAUAGUAGAAGAAAAGCCAGAAGACAAAAGGACAUCUCUUAAUAUUAUCAAUGACGAGAUCACCAAAGAAUUCCAAAUUCAAGAACACUUAAUGGAAUAUUUCUUGAAUCAACGCCAACUCUUCUACUUAUACUCUCGUCAAAAUAACCUUUACGAGUUAGAUCCUUUUUUGAAACAAAUUGACUUUACAUCUGCUGAUUUUCUUGACAGAACUGCUCAUGAAAGAUUGUUUAAGGCGCUAAUUGGAAAUAUUUACAUGAACAUUCAAUCUUUUGAUGUCAUGAUGAACCAUAUUUUGUACCCUUUUAUUGUCAAAGAAUUCAUUCCCAGCUUUACAGAACUCAUUCAAAACAACUUGUCUCAAAUUUCAACAAAAAGACCCUUCCAGAAACAAAUGAGCAUUGUUGAGCAAUUUGAAUAUUUUCACUCACGACAUUACAAAUCUCUUCCAACAUAUACUUCUGUAGCAACAGCGGGAGAUGACAUACAAAUGGUACAAGUUUAUUCAAAUAACAAUCAAUUAUUGUCUAUUGGAUAUGGCAAAGAUUACCAAACUGCAAAAGAGGAUGCAGCAAGAAGAGCAAUCUUACACUUUUGUUAA